Nannochloropsis gaditana CCMP526 is the source of this 549-nucleotide messenger RNA. It is a transcript of the gene SRP19, whose product is annotated as signal recognition particle subunit SRP19. Gene Ontology annotation, biological process: SRP-dependent cotranslational protein targeting to membrane; SRP-dependent cotranslational protein targeting to membrane, signal sequence recognition. The transcript is spliced from 6 exons. The coding region runs from base 31 to 549 and encodes 172 amino acids. Gene Ontology annotation, molecular function: 7S RNA binding. Gene Ontology annotation, cellular component: signal recognition particle, endoplasmic reticulum targeting. The record is from RefSeq and is a predicted model, not a curated record.
CCACAGCCGUCUAGGGAGAGUUUACACACAAUGCAACGGCAGCGAAGGGAGGAAGAGCGCAUCAGCAGCGCUGCGAUGAAUGCAGCUGUGUCACAGGCAGAGGCACUGGGCAUGACGCCUGAAGAGUUGCAACAGACUAUCGACCAGAUGCACCUGCACGAUCAACACGCCAUAGUCGCCUAUCCCGGCUCCAGGCCUCGAGAUCAAGAGCAAUUGCUAGAGGACAGCAAGACCUUCGUGACAGUGUGGCCCAAUUACCUGGAUGCAGAAAAAACACUAUUCCAAGGCCGGCGGAUACCCAAAGAGAAGGCAUGCCCCAACCCGUCGGUGCACGAUAUCUCGGACCUGCUGGUCCAGUGGGAGCUCGCGCACAUUGUUGAGCAGCACAAAAGGUACCCGCGGGACUGGCUCUCCUACGGCCGCGUCCGGGUGGAGCUCAAAGACCCGAUCACAGGCGCGCCCCUCCACCCCGAUUUUCCCUCCAGGAGGGCCCUGCUCUUGAAGCUGGGCGAGUCGAUUCCCGGCCUGAGCAGCCGCAAGCGGCCCUGA